GAGGCUCAAACUAAUUCAAUUAUUUUGCAAGAUUAUCUUUGCAUUUUCUCAUCCUCUUUGUUGGGAUUUGUCAAACACAAUUAUUAAGGAUCGAUAUGCCAUAUGCCUCGAUGGCCUCUAGACGUGGCCCAUUACAAGCAUGUGGUGCUUCUAUGCUAGCCAUUGCCUUAAGCCUCUAUAAGAAAGCAACUGAGCUCCAUGGACCUAUAGGUUCGGUGACAAGACGACUAGCCAAGCUAGGUUCGAAGAUGGUUAGUCAGCCCUUGGUCUAUAUUGUUCUAUAUCCAUGGCUCGCGAUCCUUUUCAUUGUUGAUGACCUUAUCCUAUCGAUGGAGAAAAUGUUGGAGACUCGAUUCCCUCGAUUGCAACAUGUUUUUGACAAGAUUGAUAACUUGGUUGGUAAGGUAGAGAAUCUUCCUAAGGAGUUUGAGUAUGCCAUGAGAAAUUUUCCCGAGGAGAAGGAAAUCGAGGUUGAUACAAAUAGUGACAACAAUCAAAGUAACCAAAACAAAGUGUUACCAUCAUCUACACAAGAUGUUGUGAACACGGGAGAUAAUGUUCAUGUAGUUGGUGCCACUUGCGAAAAUAAUAAAGAUUCUUCCCAACAAGUUGGUAACAAGGAAGCGUCGAAGAAAGGGCAGAAGGAAAACAUUAGAAUUGAAGAGAAGUCACAAGGAGUUAAUAAAAAAGGUAUCAAGAAUAAAAAAGCUACUAAAGAUCACAAGAAGAAAGAUAUGGCAAAAGUCGAUUAUCAUCAAGAAACUCAUAAAACAAAACAUGAUAUUAAGACGGGAAAUAAGACAGAUGAUCAUCCUUUGUUGGAAAUCUUCGAAUUUGGUUGGGAAACUCCGAAAUCAACCAUGUCGCGGCGUAGAGCUUCAUACACAUAGUAGGGAUGAUGAUAGAUUUGUGAUAGAUUGUACGUAUAUGUAUAGUAGCUAAGAGCUUCGCCCCCUAAAAUGUAAUGGUGAAGUUAGAAAGAUACACCAAGUAUGGGAGUAGCUAUAAAUAUUGUAUUUAGGGUGAAAUAAAAAUUAUUGAUCACAAAGAAAUUAAAGAUAAAUCUAUCCAUAAUAUAGUU
This is a messenger RNA of Chenopodium quinoa (quinoa), 1081 nucleotides long. RefSeq lists its product as uncharacterized. The record is from RefSeq and is a predicted model, not a curated record. The transcript is spliced from 4 exons. Bases 96 to 890 code for a protein of 264 amino acids. NCBI's taxonomy places the organism in Eukaryota, Viridiplantae, Streptophyta, Magnoliopsida, Caryophyllales, Amaranthaceae.